AGAGUGGUUCGAUGUUUUUCACAGCCCCUGCAGAUGAAUACGGAGACAUACCCUUUCGGGCAGACUUUUUCAAAACUCGCCACCCCCUUGCUGAGUUGGUCGCAGUCAUUGUUUCGCUAGCAUUAACCACAUUCCAGAGAGGCGCAGCGCACCCCGUCUGCUUCCUCGCAUUCCUUCAACAGAAACGAGUCCCGUGCGCUUAAUUUAAUACGGAGAUGUUUUGCCUCAGUUUGCCUGACCAUCUGUUGAAUUGCCUGGGGAUUCUUAGCAAAAGGUAUUUAGAGUGACUUUGGAUUUUUUCCACUGGAAUAUUUGGCGAAACAAGUAAAAUCAACGAAAGAAAAUUCCUCCGCGGAGCGCGCCAUUGACUGUAAAGACCUUUCAACUUAACAAAAACUGAAAUUGACAAACGUCUCCUGUUGUUCAAACUUUGUUUAACGAGUGUAUCGCCGUAUCUUCGAAGGCAGGGGACAUGCAUUCUAAAGAAAUUGCAGGAAAGACGCGCAGUUUUUGUGAAACGGCGGUAAUGGCUACACUGAGCCAGCGUUUUGUUGUGAUUUCCAUGUGAAAUGCAUUUUCUGCCAUCUCUUACUCGGUAGUUGGCUGGCCGACCGCUCGCUCCGUCUAUGAACUUGUUCCUCCUCUCAAAGGCAAACCAUGGAGCACUAUGAGGAUGAUUUGGGACACCGAGCCAGCAAAUUAAUUGAGGAUCUAACACUCUACGAACCAUAUCAAGAUGGGAUAUUUACUUCAAGAGAGGGCAUGGCAAUCAAUGCUGAUUUGGAUUUUCCUACUUCAGUGAUAACAGAACAGAAAAGUAAGCGAAUGAAUGGUAGCUCGCUGCCUCACCAACAGCUACACUCUGUGGAAAAUUACAUGUCAGGGAAUAAAGUGUAUAGUGCGGCUCCCGUGCGCUCUGUGAACGGUAACCGAAACGUGCCUUUGGAUUUUUGUACCCCACAAAGAGAUGCUGGUUAUAUUGAAGAUGGCUAUUGCACCAAAUCAGAAGUUGCGCUGCCGUGCUACAGCGGAGGAGCGUCAGAGCGACAUAGGAGAUUCUCAAUGGAGGUGCAAGCCCACAGGUACAGCACUGGCUGCACGUACGAUGGGGUCGUGCUGAACAAACAAGUACCGUUGUCGGGUAGUCGAAGCAAUAGUGUCUGUGUUGGUACCAACCACGACGGCAGGUACACUGCCACUAGCCCACGGUCCAGUCUAGCCUCGUCUCUGUCCUCGCAAGAGCAAAGUAAACAUUCGAGCCCCAGGUCCAGCGUCAGCAGCCCUCGGACAAGUUUAGUGGUACCUGGCCAGGACAAGUAUACGAGCCCCCGAUCAAGUUUGGUGCACUGUGAUGGGUCUAGUGCCCUUAGCCCCCGGUCUAGCUAUGCAAGCACAGCCAGCGACACGAGUAAACAUUCCAGCCCAAGGGCCAGUCUCAACAGCUACGACUGUGGUAGCAAACCAAGUAGCAACCGGACAAGUGGCAUCAGUAUGGGCUAUGACCAGAGACACAUCAGCCCACGGUCGAGCACGGCGAGCCAGUACAGCACCACCAGUCCACGGUCCAGUUAUUCUGACUCUAGAUACAUGCCACCAACUAACCACGACUUGGAGUCAGCGGUGGUGCACGGGGUGCCAGUGGCUAGCCCCCGCUCCAGCAUCUGUAGCCAGGACGGGAACCCAAGACCUGGCGUAGCGACCAGCGUCGUGAGUCCUCGCUCCAGCAUCUCCAGUCACAGUUCUAGAAGUUCCCGCAGCUCACGGGGUUCCAUGAGCACGUACCCUGAGCUCCAGCUUCCCUCGCCGAGGUCUUCAAUGCUCGGACCUGGUUUACCUGAGGACGCACUGAUCGAGGACUUUGGCGACACAAAUGGCCUUCAAAACCGAGUACAUCUUCAGACAUUCCCAGUUAUCCCUGAGCCCCAACAAUCCCAACAACAGACGACGCAACUUGGAAUUAAUACGGACGUGAGCACUGGCCAACCAUCUUUUAAUUACAGCGUAGUAUCUAAAAAUCAGGCGCCGGGGCAGAGGUUUAAGUUGCCGUACCAGGUGACUCCAUGUCGGGACAGUGGGCCAAGUCAAGCCGAGAGGCGACUGGAGGCGCUCACCUUGGAGCUGGAGAAGGAGUUGGAGAUGCACAUGAAGAAAGAAUAUUUUGGUAUCUGCAUCAAGUGUGGGAAGGGCGUGUACGGUGCGAGCCAAGCGUGCCAGGCCAUGGGGAACCUCUACCACACCAACUGCUUCACCUGCUGCUCUUGUGGGAGGAGGCUGAGGGGCAAGGCCUUCUACAACGUGAACGGGAAGGUGUACUGUGAGGAAGACUUUUUGUACUCCGGCUUCCAACAGACGGCCGAGAAAUGCUUUGUGUGUGGUCACCUCAUCAUGGAAAUGAUCUUGCAAGCGCUGGGCAAGUCCUACCACCCUGGAUGUUUCCGCUGCGUGGUGUGCAAAGAGGGGCUGGAUGGAGUACCUUUCACAGUGGACGUGGAGAACAACAUCUACUGCGUCAAGGAUUACCACACGGUUUUUGCACCAAAAUGUGCCUCCUGUAACCAGCCCAUCCUUCCUGCUGAGGGUUCGGAAGAAACGAUCCGUGUUGUGUCGAUGGACAAAGACUACCAUGUGGAGUGCUAUCACUGUGAGGACUGCGGCCUGCAGCUGAAUGACGAGGAGGGCCACCGCUGCUACCCGCUGGAGAGCCAUCUGCUGUGCCACGGCUGUCACCUGCACCGCCUCAAGUCGCCCGCCACUGCCCCCACCCCAGUGCCCGCCACCCACGCCCACGCGCCACCCAGCUACCCCCUGCACGUCACCGAACUGUGAGGGCGCACCCACGUCACCCGGCCCGAACACGCCGGAGCGAGGGAGAGGGAGGUUGAGGGAGAAGAAGAAGAAGAAGGGAGACAUGAUGAAGAGAUGUCAAGCACUGGAGAGGAGGAACGGUCAACAAACUCCAUUUAGCCAGCUGUGUCUCUCCUUUCAAUUUUGUGGAGAGAAUGCAUGGGAGAGAGACACAAAAGUCCUCAUUUCAACACGUGUUUCAUACAUAUUCUAAACAUAUGUAUACUCGAUAACGUGCACACACAUAAGUCUCCCUCCAGCUGAAGAGCAUUAAACAAUAUGCCUCUCUCACCACCCAAGCAGACAUUGGCAGCCAACCAACACUGAACUGUACCUACCUUUCACGGAACGCCACGACCUUACGCAUCACUUCCCCUGUCACACCAGCAAGGGGCCCUGGGGCCAGAUGGAGUCUCAGAACAUCCUCUCCUCUCCUCUCCUCUCCUCUCCUCUCCUCUCCUGUCCUCUCCUCUCCUCUCCUCUCCUCUCCUCUCCUCUCCUCUCCUCUCCUCUCCUCUCCUCUCCUCUCCUCUCCUCUCCUCUCCUGCCCUCUCCUCUCCUCUCCUCCCCUCCUCCACUCUCCUAUCCUGCCCUAUCCUCUCCUCCUCUCCUC
This is a messenger RNA of Engraulis encrasicolus (European anchovy), 3457 nucleotides long. RefSeq names its product WT1 interacting protein (gene wtip). NCBI's taxonomy places the organism in Eukaryota, Metazoa, Chordata, Actinopteri, Clupeiformes, Engraulidae. The transcript is spliced from 8 exons. Gene Ontology annotation, molecular function: transcription corepressor activity. Bases 658 to 2826 code for a protein of 722 amino acids. Gene Ontology annotation, biological process: positive regulation of miRNA-mediated gene silencing; response to hypoxia; negative regulation of hippo signaling. The record is from RefSeq and is a predicted model, not a curated record. Gene Ontology annotation, cellular component: adherens junction; P-body; nucleus.